UGGCAGUGCCGACCCCCUGGGCCCGAUUGACUGAUGUUCUCGCGUUAACGUUGAGCAUUUAAGCGUUUCGUUUUCGGUGAAAUCGGCGGAGACAUUAAGAUUGCAAUUAAUAUGAGCGAGAGUACUCCCAUGAACCAAGUUCCUGAAAGCAACGGAGGAACGGAGUCGGCAGGAAUGAAUGGCGAAGCCGGCGAGCACCCUGGAAUGGGCCUUGGUGCGCUUGUGCCACCGGUCGAAUUGCCGCCAAACUCGGAAGAUAAGCCGCUGGAUAAAAUAUCCAAUGAUAUGCCGGACAAUGUACUGGACAAGACGCCAGACUCCGUGUCGGAAGGUGGAGCGAAAAAAGGCGUCGUCACCCCUGGGGGGAAUGGCUCGGCAAUUGUUGCUAAUCGCGCCAAGAAGCGUAAGAAGGUACCUCGUGAUGCCACUGCUCCCAAACAACCACUGACGGGUUACUUUCGAUUUCUUAAUGACCGGAGGGAGAAGGUUCGAGGAGAAAACCCAUCUAUGUCAUUUGCUGAAAUCACUAAGCUUCUUGCCUCGGAAUGGAGUAAUCUACCUGUUGACCAAAAACAGCAAUAUCUGGAUGCUGCUGAACAAGACAAAGAGCGUUACAACCGAGAGUUCAGCGAUUACAAGCAGACCGAAGCAUACAGGAUUUUCAGUGAAAGGCAAUCCUCAGAGAAACACAAUGAGAGCAAGAGAGAAAGGAACGGUGCGGACACAACUUUGGAACAGAACGACAUUCAGCAAGAUAAGGAUAACGACUUUUCUGGCUUCGACAUUCCAAUAUUUACCGAAGAAUUCUUGGAUCAUAACAAAGCUUGCGAGGCAGAAUUAAGGCAGCUGCGAAAAGCAACUUCGGACUACGAGGCGCAGAAUGCGGUACUGCAGCGUCACGUCGACAGUCUACAUGCGGCAGUAAAUCGUUUAGAAUCGGAAACUAACCAACAGCGCGUCACCAACCAGGCACUCCAACGCCACCUGGAUUCCCUCCGAUCGCAGAUGGCAGGAUGUUUUGCUGCCGUUCCUCUGCAAGGUCUGACUUGGUCGUCCUCGAGUAGUACCCAUGAGGGAGCCACUCCUCAGAACGUCGACGGCUACGUCGAGAGGCUCGAGUCCAUGUUAAGUGGAAACGUCGAGCCCUCGCUACGCAGUGCCGUGCGCAACGCCAUCGCCAGAUUGGAGCCGAUCGGAUGACGGUCACCUCCCGCCACCACGGGGACUUCGUCCAAGCAUCACCGGGCUCGCCAUUCGCACCGGAGAUAAGGACGCCCUCAAAUGGACCUUGGGCGUCCUCCAAGGGCCCGGGCCCCAUUCCGUUUCUUGCGCCGCACCGCGUCAGGCCACGCCGGCUCGUAACGAUCUGCAAAGCAUUGAACCGGGAUUGGUGCCAACUUUGAUUCCGGCAUUCGUCGUCUUAACCCUUUCGGUACGAGUAUAUAUUCGGGAUCCAUCUGAUGAUCUGUUUGUACGAUUGCCGGAUAUAUCCGGCAUCCAUCUGAUGAAUAUUUGUGUACGAGUGUCGGAUAUAUCCGGCGUCCAUCUGAUGAAUCUGUGUGUACGAUUGCCGGAUAUAUCCGGGAUCCAUCUGAUGGCAUGUGUGUACGAGUGCCGGAUAUAUCCGGCAUCUAUCUGAUGAAUCUUUGUGUACCAGUGUCGGAUAUAUCCGGCAUCUAUCUGAUGAAUCUUUGUGUACGAGUGUCGGAUAUAUCCGGGAUCCAUCUGAUGAAUCUUUGUGCACGAGUGUCGGAUAUAUCCGGCAUCCAUCUGAUGAAUCUUUGUGUACGAGUGCCCGAUAUAUACGGCAUCCAUCUGAUGGCAUGUGUGUACGAGUGCGGGAUAUAUCCGGCAUCCAUCUGAUGACCUGUGUGAACGAGUGUCGGAUAUAUCCGGCAUCUAUCUGAUGAAUCUUUGUGUACGAGUUUCGGAUAUAUCCGGCGUCCAUCUGAUGACCUGUAUGUACGAGUGCCCGAUAUAUCCGGCAUCCAUCUGAUGGCAUGUGUGUGCGAGUGUCGGAUAUAUCCGGCAUCCAUCUGAUGCAUCUUUGUGUACGAGUGUCGGAUUAUCCGGCGUCCAUCUGAUGACAUGUGUGUACGUGUGUCGGAUAUAUCCGGCAUCUAUCUGAUGAAUCUUUGUGUACCAGUGUCGGAUAUAUCCGGCAUCUAUCUGAUGAAUCUUUGUGUACGAGUGUCGGAUAUAUCCGGCAUCAAUCUGAUGACCUGUGUGUACGAGUGCCCGAUAUAUCCGGCAUCCAUCUAAUGGCAUGUGUCUACGAGUGCCGGAUAUAUCCGGCAUCCAUCUGACGACCUGUGUGUACGAGUGUCGGAUAUACCCGGCAUCCAUCUGAUGACAUGUAUGUACACUGGCGGACAGAGCGCUUGUAUCGAAAGGGUUAAGAGUCUAUACCAUUGUGAACGUCGAAAAAAUUACACAUAUUUGACAAUGUUUUUCUCAAAAAGUACUGCAUAGGUACAGCCACGGCGCUGACGUCACAAGUGUUGUCCCUAGGUGUCGUUACGUGGCAGCAUGGUCAACUCGUUUUUUUUUUUAAUUGUACCAUUACCCCCUAUACCACUGUGAACGUCGAAAAAAUUACACAUUUUUGACCAUUUUUUUUUUCAAAAAGUACUGCGUAUAAUGGCACACUUUUUUUUUUCCAUGAAAGGUCUAAUGUAGGAGAAUACGGGAAAAUUUUUCUUUUUAAUAAAAACAUUUUUAUUUAUUUAUUA
Molecule: messenger RNA, 2732 nt
Organism: Orussus abietinus
Lineage: Eukaryota; Metazoa; Arthropoda; Insecta; Hymenoptera; Orussidae
Gene: Hmg-2
Product: high mobility group protein 20A
Exons: 7
Coding region: 112-1200 (362 amino acids)
Biological process (GO): regulation of gene expression
Cellular component (GO): nucleus
Source: RefSeq, a predicted model, not a curated record